AGACACCCAAGGGGAAAAAAAAAGGGCAUGGACAAAGAACAGCUGUCUUUGUGGUUGCUCUCUGUUCUCUUAUUCUCCCCAUUUGGGAUUCUUGUCAUAAAUGACAGGUUGGUGCAAUGAUGGAGGGUCUGAGAUAUGAAUCCGGUUCUCCGGGAUGGUUGGAAUUCCUUUUAGAAUGAAUGGGGGCUGAUUCUGCCUGGGAUAAUUCCAGCAGCAGUGGCGAUAACUUUAAGCUUGGCUAGGCUGUGUGAAUUCAGCCCAAACGUGAACUGGUGUCCAACUGGCAAAAAGACACGUGAGAGGAGAGUGACUGACACCCUUUAUCAGGAAGACCCGCAGUUGUCUUAAGUGCAGUUUUGAAUGGAUAGUUGAGGGCAGAAGAGCAUUCUCCUUAGGAGUGGAAAUGUGGAGUAGAUGAGAGGAGCAGCUUUGGAAAUGGUGUCCUUUCUUGGAUAUCUUUAAUGGCUCAUGUUUAGCUGCUCUGGGCUGCUUUUGAGUUAUUUGCUGAUUUCUUGUCCCCUUUCCCCCAGUGCAUUUGCCAGCGGCUAAAUUAUUUUGCCAAACAGGCUAACUAAUCCGUGCAUUCCUUGCAUUGCAUUUUGUUUUAUGCAAUCAGACAGGAUCAGGAGACCCUUGAAGCAGUACACUGAGAAACUUCAUUCCUGAGAUAGCGGUUAAUUACUACUUAGCAGCUACUGCCGACUUCUCUGUGUCUUGACAAAACCAAAAAAGAGUUUGUCACGCACUUAAAUUACAUAAAACACAUUAUUGACAUACAGGAAGAUCUAAAAGGGCUUCUCCUCAAGGAUGUAUCUAGAUUUUUUAAAAUAGUUUCUCCUAGUGGUCUGGAAAUCCCUAUAUUGUUGGUAUUAAAAUGGAAUAAGUUUGGAAUAUAUCAGUCAGGGAAUGUGUGUGUGUUGUGCUAAUGGUUACACUGAGGUUUCAAACUGGAUCAUCCUUCUGUGGGUAUGAAAAAAUCAAAUUGUAGCUCUUAUGCAUAUUGAUGGCAACAUUUCCAGAAUCUUGUGAAUAUUCUAUUAGUACCUUUAGAAGAAUAAGCAACACAGAACUGGUUUCUGAAAUUCCAGUUCAGAUAUAUAAGCUUAACCCACCCUAAAUUCUGAUAAGGUUCUAAAUCAACACUUCAUUUCUGGAAAUCCAGAUGUGACCCCUGAUCCCUCAUCAGUAUAAAUAAUGAAUUGCUUUACCCUUAUAAUAGGCUCAUGGAUCCAUUGAAAUUUAAACACGCUAAGGAUAUAUCAGUUCUCAGCCAUGUCAUGCGGCAUUUCCUGACUAUGCUAUUGCUACCAGUGUUAUAAAUGUCCCAAAUGGUCCACAGGCUGAUUAUUCCCCAAGAAAUGACAGAAAGUUGGUGUGUUAAGAUCUAACCAAAUUAGCUGUUUAUACUCACAAGAGGUGAGAAACUGGAAAGCCUUUUAGAGAUAAAGCAUUCUGGAUUCAUUCUUCCUCAAAUGGAGGCCAACCUGCAAGGAAAAAUCUGUGCUAAACAAAGGCCAGUGCAGGUAAAUAUUGGAACCGAUGCUUUGUUAUUUGAUAGGCUUCAAUCCAGUGAAGGAUUUCAGGAGAGAGUUUUUAGCAUCUUUUUAGUAUUGGUGCAGUACAGUAAUACUAGUGGCAGAAGAAGAAAAAAAAAACUUUUGCUGUCUUAGUAGGGCUAGAGAGGAAUAUGUUCUGUGUGAAGUUCCAGAAUCCAAAUGGGGGCUGUAAUAGUAGCAUCUUUAGCUGUGGACAAUCACAAUGAAAAUGGAUUUCUUUCCAGUAUUAAAAAAGCUUCUCUGUGGAGUCUUGGGGUUCUCUGAGCUUGGUUGUUUUCUUGCAGACGUUUUGUUACCCAACUAGCUAACAUAUUCACUGCUGGAAAUGAAAGCUUCACUGCUUAAUAUGUCCCAUUCACCUAAUCUCCCACAGAGUUGUCAAGUUUGUAUAUAAGAAAAGGCCAACUACCAUAUUAUUAUUUACUUCCUCUCUGUUCUCUAUCUCAACUAAGCUUUCUCAGCUGUUCAGCCAUGUCUUCUAUAAAGUCAAGUGACUUUUCUAGCUAUGCCUCUAACAUUGCUACCAGUGAUGUUAACUCCCCCAACUGGUAAUUGAUUGAUUAUGUGCCAUCAAGUCAGUGUUGACUCCUAACAACCACAUAGAUUGAUAGAUUUUCUCCAUGACCCAAGUGGUAAACAAUCUAGUUAUUCCCCAGGAAAAUUCCUAGGAGUAUUUCCUAAUCAGGAGAUGGCUGGUGCACUUCAUUUAUAUUUCCAGGGAGUUCAGGUCUGUGCAUCCUAGAGCAUCUUGUUUAUUAAGUCCCUAAGAGGGACUGGUGCAUCAUUGAGACAAUACUUGAAUUGUGCUGGAAACAAAUUGGUAACCAGUGUAAUUGGUUAUUAGGGAUCUGCCUGGGAAUAUUCAACAGUAUGUCAUUGCUGCAUUCUAGACCUGUUGUGCUGCUUUUAAAACAUUCUUCAAAAGAAACUACUUGGUGCACUGCAGUAAUUCAGUCUACUUGUGCCAUUUUGGUCAUAUCUGGCUUCCUCUGGAACUGGCACAGUUGACACACCAGUUUAAGCUGGGCAAAACAUCUGAGUGCAACAGAAUGCACAGCUGAUUUUUAGGGCAAGUACUACCUCAUCUGAAACAGGAAGAAAUCCUAUUCUAGAGCUUGUUAACUUUCUAACCAGGAGUGGCUCCCUUUUCUCUGGGUUAUAUCUCAAUUGAUUAGCUGUCAUCCAAUACAUUGAUCAGUAGUCUCCCUAGAAGAUAAUAAAAGAAAAGAAAAUAAUUUUAUUAUCUCCCUAGAAGAUAAUAAAAUAAAAUAAAAAUAAAAAGUUACAUAUCGCCUGACAUUUAUUUAUUUAUUUGUGUGCCACAUGCUUCUGGCAAAGCCAGUCUACUGCAGUUAAUAAACAAAAAGUCCAAUCCAUGCUGAUGAUCAACAAAAAUAAAUACAAAAAAAAAAAAAGACUGAUUAGCAACAAUGUGUCCCAAGAUUUCCUGGUGAGCAUUUCAGUUUCGUGAUUAUGUUGAAUAAGAUGGCAGACAAGAACCAAGAAAGAAGAAAAAUUAUGCAAAUUGAACAUGAGUUCCCCACUGUCCCCUUACACAACUAGCAACUAGAGUAUCUCCCCAGCCCAGUCCUGCCAGAUGCUCCAAAAGGAUCUACCAUGAUCAGUGGCCUGGAAUGUUGACGAGAGGUCAAGCAGAACCAAUAGGGGCCUUCUGAUUCUGUCUAGUUCCAGAGUGACAGAAGCCAUCUUCAUCCCAACCCAGACUUGAAUCCAGAUUGGAAUGGGUUUGACAAUCUGUCUCAUCCAGGAAUUUCCUAUACCACACCCAAGUGUCCCAGCCCUUCAAACACUAGUUAGUCUAGCUAACAACUGAAGUUGCAAAGUUGUGGUCAUUAAAAACAGUCUGAAUUUAAAAGGAGUCCAUUCUCACCAAUAGCCGAGGUCCAAGUAGCUUUGCAUUAGCAAGACUGAGGCCAGGAUUGAAGUUUCUGAGAAGGUUAAAAACUAGCUGUAAGGUAUGUGGGGUCAGGCUGUAACAGCAAAAAUAAGACUCUCCCAGCCUCUAUCCAAAUCAGCUGAAUACAGCAAAACUACUCUCAAGUAUACCUGCCUGAGCCAGCUGUUUCUGAGUGUAGCCAUGCACUUCUCUAUCUCCCUGCCCUCUGGCCCUUCAAAUAAGGUGUUCCCACAGCUGGAUAGGCAAGCUGAGCUAACCACGAGCUUAUAUCAAGGGCAAUGGGCCCUUUUUCAGCUAUUGGUUGAGUCUGGGCUGCCUAAUGGUUUUUCAGCUAUGGCAUCAAGAAUGGCAGUGCAGUGAGAUGCUGAUCCUUGUUCUGACAAUGGAGUAUCCAUUCUCUGAAUCCACUCUAACAAGCCUUAAUCAGCCAGGAAGUGAAAGGGCGAAGCACACAUAUGGUUGGGCUCAUGGCGUCUUGUUCUCAUCCCCAAGCUGCAUAAAUUGAAACUCACAUAACAAGUAGAAGUUAUGUCAUUGCAAUCUGCUAUAUACAAGGAAUCCAAGUUGGAAGCAAUGCAGGCAAUUUUUUUCUGCCAAGCGUCUAGCAAAAUGUCACACCAGGCUGUGAAGUUGUCUCCCUUAGGUCAGCCUUGAUAUAAUAGUUCUUUUACAGCUUGGAAGAGACUUAUUGGAUGAUUUUGUGUGGAUGUGAUAGUAGUGGAAAAGCACAAUUUCACUGCUGCCUUCGAAGUUCCAGCAUAAGCCUUAAUGAAGACUUUCUCCUGUCUUCAAUCAGAUUCAUCCUGAAUUUCAUGCAUGCACCCACUGUCUGCCUCCUCCUUCUCUCUGUCUGGAGGGAGAGAGCAUUCGGGAGUUGGGCAAUACUGUGCUUCAGAGGUGAAGGGAAAAGAGUGCCUAAGAAUGCACACAGACCUAUUAUAGGUCCUGCUUUACCACCAGGCUUUAAGCAACCAUCAGAAGGUGCUGAAGAAAACCGAUGUUACAUAACCCAGAUGAGUGAUAGUAGUGAAGAAGAGGAAGCCGUCAUUGGUCCUAUGCCAGCCAGGGGGUCAGUGGAAUCCAACCCAGGUGCUGAGAUUGAAGAUCGGGCUCGGAGAAUGAAAGAGAGGCUUCUGGGACAUGUUGAUGACGGCUCCAAACAAGCUAAAAGAGAGUCUUGGAUGACAGAUCUUCCACCAGAACUCAAAAACUUUGGCCUUGGUCCACGAACAUUCAAAAGAAGACCCGAUGAUAAAUCUGGAGAUAGAUCGGUUUGGACAGAUACUCCGGCCGACAGAGAAAAGAAAGCUAAUGAACAGCAGGAGGCAAGAAAGUCCAUCUCUAAGGACAAUGCAGAAACUUUUCUCUCAGAGAGAGACAAAAGACUGGCUGAGCAGUUGUCCUCGUACAAUGAGUCUCAGAGAUCUGAAUCUCUAAUGGACAUACAUCGGAAGAAGCUAAAGAGUAAAACUGCUGGAGAAAAGAAUAAACCCCAGGAAAGAAGGCCCUUUGACCGAGACCAGGAUCUUCAAGUCCAUCAGUUUGAUGAAGCCCGAAAGAAAGCAAUCAUAAAACAGUCUAGAGACUUGAACACUAGAUUUUCCCAUGGCAAAUGCAAUACAUUUUUAUAAUGUAUUCAUACAGAAAUAGCAAGAGUGCUAAAUAAAGCAUUUUCUUUGUACAUACAACACACACAUGAAAAGUAACGUUCCUUCAAAUUGGAGAGCUGCAUUCUGUUGUCAGAUGUGCUCAUCCUAUGGCCAAGGGUUUUUGAGCAGACCUUAGGACCCCAUUAUGUCAAUGGCUGAAUUUUGCUUGCGUGAUUCCAGCUGUUGGGUGGUGGGGGUAAUCUAAUGGUGGGAUGAGUAGAGUUUGCCUCCCAGAGGACUCCUGCUACCUUCACCCACCCACCCAAAGAGAUAAAAAUAAUAAUUGCUCGCUCUCUUCUGGUGAUAUUCACUGAAUGGUUUCCUUCCCCAGGAAUGUCAAGAGGCUGAGUUGUGGCCUGCAACCCUUUAGAGGUCGUCCACCCUUCUCUGGAGAGAUUUCCUUUACAUUUUUAUGAAAACAAAUAGGCCCAUUUGAACUGAGAAAGUUUUAAAUAAUCCAGAGGCAUACUUGUAAACAGAUUUUUUAAAAAAUAAAUUUCUUCAGCUGAGAUUAGUUUGGAAUUUCAAAUGUCGGAAUGAUACGUGUGUAACUCAGAAUUUGGAGUUGAUAAUGAGAGGGGGAAAAUAAGAUGGUUGCUGCAAAUAACUUGGGAACUGAUCGUAAUUAUGCUACAGGAAAACUUACCUGUACAUUUGACACGGUUAUGAAUAAAGCAUAACCACUCUGUAUGUUAAAAUUGUCCCAGGCUGCUUUUUUUUUUUUU
Molecule: messenger RNA, 5848 nt
Organism: Python bivittatus (Burmese python)
Lineage: Eukaryota; Metazoa; Chordata; Lepidosauria; Squamata; Pythonidae
Source: RefSeq, a predicted model, not a curated record